This is a messenger RNA of Anthostomella pinea, 1029 nucleotides long. The record is from the annotation of a GenBank genome assembly. Lineage: Eukaryota; Fungi; Ascomycota; Sordariomycetes; Xylariales; Xylariaceae.
AUGCCCGACACGCAGUACUCGACCCGGUCCAUCCCCAGAAUCUCCCUACACGACUUCGACUCGCGCAUCGACGCCAUCACGGCGGAGCUCGUAGCGGCCGCCGAGACGGACGGCUUCUUCGCGCUCGUGGACCACGGGCUCUCGGCCUCGGAGAUCGAAGCGCAGUUCGAGCAGGCGGCGCGCUUCUUCGCGCUGCCCGACGAGGUCAAGGCCACGGUGCCCUUUUCACACCGCAACACCGGCUGGGAGAAAGGCGCGCAGAUCCGGCCGAGUACCGGCAGGGCCGAUCAAAAGGAGAGCUAUCAGAUGCAGUUCGGCGCCAUGAUGGACGGCAUGUGGCUGCCCAAGGACACGCUCCCCGGGUUCCGCGAGGCCAGUCUGGCCUUCAUGCACAAGGUCCAGGCCGUGAGCGAGAAGCUGAUGGUGUGCUUUGCGCGCGGGCUCGGAUUUGAGGACGAUUAUUUUGUCAAGGCGCACGAUGUGACCAGGCCUAAUAUCCAGACGGUGUUAAGGCAGCUGCACUACUUUGCCGUCGACCCUUCUGUCCCGACACCGGAGGGAUACCACCGUGCCGGCGCCCACGCCGACUGGGACUUCGUCACCCUGCUGUUCCAGCGGCCCGGCCAGAGCGGCCUGGAGAUCUGCCCGGGCCGCGAGGUGUUCUCCGAGUUCGGCCUCGGCGACUCCUGGACGAAAGUCGAGCCUGCUGCCGGUGAGAUAGUCUGCAACAUUGGCGAUUUGCUCAUGAGCUGGAGCGACGACCGUUUCAAGUCGACGUUCCACCGCGUGAAGACGCCCACCGACCCGGCCGUCGACUACUACGGGCCGCGGUACAGCAUGGCCUACUUCAACCAGCCCACCACCGAUUGCGUGAUCCAGGGCCCGCUGAAGAAGUACCCGGCGGUCACCGGCUCGCAGUUCACGGAGGCUGCGAUGAGGCGCAACUUUGCUGCUUUGGAGGCCACCAAGAAGAAGGCGAUGGAUAAGCGCGAGGAAGCAAAGGGGGGCAUGGUGGCUGCCGCAUCGUGA